AUGCAGACAGCGAGCACGUGGGUACCACGCGAGCUGGACCUGAGCCAUUAUGGCCACGGCCACGACAAUUAUGUGGACAAGAUCAAUAUCAAUGUCGUGCCGGGUUUGAAGACUAGCACUGCCUUUUUCACAUUUCUGCGGGCAAACCUGAACGUCAACCCCAGCGCCUACUCCUCAAAUACCAACACGCCGCUACUGCAGCCAACGUCACCACCAGCGACGCUGCCACCCCCGUCGCCUUCACCACUCGUCACCAUGGACACAGCCGCAGCCGCACCAGCAGUAGCGCCGCCCGCUGCGCUCUCCUCGUCCUCGGCGUCGCAGUCGAACGGUAUUCACCUCGAGCCCGUACCCGACGACCUACCGCCGCUGUCAGUCGGCAUCCUGACGUCCGAGACGGACAAGGUCGAUGCUCUGAACCUCGUGACGGACUCAAUCGCACAGCAGCGCCAGUCGAGCUCGCGCAACCUCGUUUUCCACCCGUACCUGCUCCCGGCGCUCGCGGCAGCCCUGGCCCUGGCGUUCCAGUACUCGUGGCGCAUGCGACGCGACCUCGGCAUGGCGCUGAUGCUGCACUCGGGCGUCAUCAUGACCUAUCUACUCGCGAUUCGGUACCUGACGGGGCGCUACAUCAGCGUGGCCGAGUCAAUGCGCUGGGACUGGAUGGUAUCCGAAGACGGCGAGGAGGACACGGUGGUGGGCGUGCGCUUUGGGCGCGAGGUCAUUGGCGCCCUGGUCCUGCGGCUCGAGGCCGCCUCCAAUCCGACAGGCCGCAAGCGCACGCGCGCCUCGGCCCUCCGCGGCGGCAAGGGCGUCAUCCGCGCCUGGACCGUCAAGCUGCGCUUCCGUGGCAAAGGCGUCGGCACCGACAUGCUGCAGGAGGCCAUUCGCAUCACCAAAGAAAAGUGUGGCCGCGACGCCGCCGUCGGCUUUGCCAAGGAGCACGCCAACAGUGCUGACGUGCUACCCGAGGCCCUGAACGGGCAGAUGAGGAAGGACGAGCAGAGAGCGGCCAAGACCCUCGAGAGGAUAGUGCAUGAAUGGGAGGAUGCGCGGCGGCACAAGAGGGGAAACUCGAGGUAG
This is a messenger RNA of Pestalotiopsis fici W106-1, 1083 nucleotides long. RefSeq lists its product as uncharacterized. The transcript is spliced from 2 exons. The record is from RefSeq and is a predicted model, not a curated record. Bases 1 to 1083 code for a protein of 360 amino acids. Gene Ontology annotation, molecular function: acyltransferase activity, transferring groups other than amino-acyl groups. Lineage: Eukaryota; Fungi; Ascomycota; Sordariomycetes; Amphisphaeriales; Sporocadaceae.